GGGGCGACGUUUCGCGCCAAUUUCGGUUGGUCGGCUGCGGACCGCGGCGCAGACGGUUUUUGCUGCCCAGGCAGUGAGAGGUCUGAGCCCGCCAGCUGCUGCCGCGCAGCCCUGGGCAGCAAUGGCACUUAAGGACUACGCUCUCGAGAAAGAAAAAGUGAGGAAGUUUCUACAGGAGUUCUACCAAGAUGACGAACUUGGCAAGAAGCAGUUCAAGUAUGGGAACCAGUUGGUUCGAUUGGCUCAUCGGGAGCAAGUGGCAAUGUACAUAGACCUAGACGACGUCGCUGAGGAGGAUCCUGAGUUGGUGGACUCCAUUUGUGAGAACACCAAGCGCUAUGCCAGGCUCUUCGCUGAUGCUGUGCAAGAGCUGCUGCCUCAGUACAAGGAGAGGGAGGUGGUAAAUAAAGAUGUCCUGGAUGUUUACAUUGAGCACCGGCUGAUGAUGGAGCAGCGCAGCCGGGACCCAGGGGCAGCCCGGAGCCCCCAAAACCAGUACCCUCCUGAGCUGAUGCGCAGAUUCGAGCUGUAUUUUCAAGGCCCGAGCAGUAACAAACCUCGUGUGAUCCGUGAAGUACGGGCUGACUCUGUGGGGAAAUUGGUAACUGUGCGUGGAAUUGUCACUCGCGUUUCUGAAGUCAAACCCAGAAUGGUGGUGGCCACUUACACUUGUGACCAGUGUGGGGCAGAGACCUACCAGCCGAUCCAGUCUCCCACUUUCAUGCCUCUGAUCAUGUGCCCGAGCCAGGAGUGCCAGACCAACCGCUCAGGAGGGCGACUGUAUCUUCAGACACGUGGCUCCAAAUUCAUCAAAUUCCAGGAGAUGAAGAUGCAAGAACAUAGUGACCAAGUGCCCGUGGGAAACAUCCCUCGCAGCAUCACGGUGCUGGUGGAAGGAGAGAACACGAGGAUCGCCCAGCCUGGGGAUCAUGUCAGUGUCACCGGUAUCUUCUUGCCGAUCCUGCGCACCGGGUUCCGACAGGUGGUCCAGGGUUUACUCUCAGAAACUUACCUGGAAGCCCAUCGGAUUGUGAAGAUGAGUAAGAGUGAGGAUGACGAGUCUGGGGCUGGAGAGUUGAGCAGGGAAGAACUGAGACAAAUCGCAGAGGAGGAUUUCUAUGAAAAGCUGGCAGCCUCCAUUGCCCCGGAAAUAUACGGCCAUGAAGACGUGAAGAAGGCACUGCUGCUCCUGCUGGUGGGAGGGGUGGACCAGUCUCCUCGAGGCAUGAAGAUCAGGGGCAACAUCAACAUCUGUCUGAUGGGGGAUCCUGGAGUGGCCAAGUCUCAGCUCCUGUCUUACAUCGAUCGCCUGGCCCCCCGCAGCCAGUACACGACAGGCCGAGGUUCCUCGGGAGUGGGGCUCACGGCCGCCGUGCUGAGAGACUCCGUGAGUGGAGAGCUGACCUUGGAGGGAGGAGCCCUCGUGCUGGCCGACCAGGGCGUGUGCUGCAUUGAUGAGUUUGACAAGAUGGCGGAAGCUGACCGCACAGCCAUCCAUGAGGUCAUGGAGCAGCAAACCAUCUCCAUUGCCAAGGCGGGCAUUCUCACAACACUUAAUGCCCGCUGCUCUAUCCUGGCUGCUGCCAACCCUGCCUAUGGACGCUACAACCCUCGCCGGAGCCUGGAGCAGAACAUACAGCUUCCUGCGGCUCUGCUCUCCCGAUUUGACCUCCUCUGGCUGAUCCAGGACCGGCCUGACCGAGACAAUGACUUGAGGUUGGCCCAGCACAUCACCUACGUGCACCAGCACAGCCGGCAGCCCCCCGCCCAGUUUGAACCUUUGGAUAUGAAGCUUAUGAGGCGUUACAUAGCCAUGUGCCGGGAGAAGCAGCCCACCGUGCCCGAGUCCCUGGCCGACUACAUCACCGCCGCAUACGUGGAGAUGCGGCGAGAGGCCUGGGCUAGUAAGGAUGCCACGUAUACUUCCGCCCGGACCCUGCUGGCUAUCCUGCGACUGUCCACGGCGCUGGCGCGUCUGCGGAUGGUGGACACUGUGGAGAAGGAAGACGUGAACGAAGCCAUAAGGCUGAUGGAGAUGUCCAAGGACUCGCUUCUGGGUGACAAGGGCCAGACAGCUAGGACUCAGAGACCGGCAGAUGUGAUAUUUGCCACUGUCCGUGAGUUGGUCUCAGAGGGCCGAAGUGUCCGAUUUUCUGAGGCAGAGCAGCGCUGCAUAUCUCGGGGCUUCACACCUGCUCAGUUCCAGGCAGCCCUAGAUGAGUAUGAGGAGCUAAAUGUCUGGCAGGUCAAUACUGCCCGGACCCGGAUCACUUUUGUCUGAUUCCGACCUCUUGAGACACUGGGGUCUUGUCUACUGGGCUUACCGUGCUAACCCCCCUUCCUUUAAAGGCCUAAUGAUGCCCUGGGGGGUGGGGGAGAGGCCCAGCUGCACUUGCUGUAUUCAUUCCUUUUGCUAAUAAAGUGUGUAGAUUUGCUGCCUUCUGUUAAAACAGAA
Molecule: messenger RNA, 2455 nt
Organism: Phacochoerus africanus (Common warthog)
Lineage: Eukaryota; Metazoa; Chordata; Mammalia; Artiodactyla; Suidae
Gene: MCM7
Product: minichromosome maintenance complex component 7
Exons: 15
Coding region: 122-2281 (719 amino acids)
Biological process (GO): double-strand break repair via break-induced replication; DNA replication; DNA strand elongation involved in DNA replication
Cellular component (GO): nucleus; MCM complex
Molecular function (GO): single-stranded DNA binding; ATP binding; single-stranded DNA helicase activity
Source: RefSeq, a predicted model, not a curated record